UUUUCUUCUACACUAAUUGGCUUCCUCACCUUUCCGUUCUCUCAGUCAGAUGGGCUCUUCUUUCCUCAUUUUAAACACCAUUAUAUCCCUAGCAAUAACUCUAGUCAAAGGAGACGCCGGUUUAAUCCAAAAAACUUGCAAAACCACCAAGUACUACGACCUAUGUGUCUCCUCCCUCAAAUCCGAACCGACCAGCGCCGAUUCCGACACAAAGGGCUUGGCUAUGAUCAUGGCCGGGGUCGGAACGGCUAAUGCCACGGCCACAUCGACCUUCUUGUCCUCCCAAUUGCUUACUACUACAAAUGACGUUAUCAUGAAGAAAGUACUCAGAGAAUGCUCCGACAAGUACGCCCAUGCAACCGAUGCACUUCAAGCUUCCGUCGAAGAUUUCGUGUCGGAGCUGUAUGAUUAUGUGUACUUGCAUGUAAUGGCGGCGGCUGAUUAUCCGAACGCUUGUCGUAACGCUUUUAGAAGGUACCCGGGAUUGGUAUAUCCGCAAGAGAUUGCACGUAGAGGGGAUGGUUUGAAGCAUAUUUGUGAGGUGGUGUUAGGCAUCGUUGAUCAUCUUGCUUCGUGAUUUGUUCUGGUUUCUCACAUGCAAAUAAUUAACUUUGCUUGGUUUGUGUUUAUUCCUAAUCAUUGUCCUUUUUAUCUGUUUGUCAUCCAUGUCUAGGUAGGGUGGACCCAUAAAAUAAUACUAUAUUUUAGAUGUUUCAAUUCUAGUA
Molecule: messenger RNA, 725 nt
Organism: Hibiscus syriacus
Lineage: Eukaryota; Viridiplantae; Streptophyta; Magnoliopsida; Malvales; Malvaceae
Product: cell wall / vacuolar inhibitor of fructosidase 2-like
Exons: 1
Coding region: 50-577 (175 amino acids)
Biological process (GO): negative regulation of catalytic activity
Molecular function (GO): enzyme inhibitor activity
Source: RefSeq, a predicted model, not a curated record